Symbiodinium sp. CCMP2592 is the source of this 516-nucleotide messenger RNA. Lineage: Eukaryota; Dinophyceae; Suessiales; Symbiodiniaceae. The record is from the annotation of a GenBank genome assembly.
AUGCAGCGCUGGUCGGGGCGUAAUGUAGUUCUUACUGCUUCGUGCCGUGCUGGCACGCCCUUGGAGGCGCAAGCGUUUUUCCGGCCGGAUGUUUCGAAGAUGUCGAAGGCCGGGCAGUGGGAGUUGCACUUGACAGCUGAUGAGCUGGAUGAAGCUCAGCAAGCAAAAGAGGCGAUGGAAAUGGAAAUGGCAAGGCUGCAGCGAGAAAAGCAAGCCAGCGAGGCAAAGCACGCUGCACUUGCCGCAGAGCACGAGGAGCUUAGUCAAGCUGUUCUGGGUGUGGUUAUCGAAAACAUGGCUUGUACCAUGAACAACGAGCAGCACGAAAAGAGUGCUGACCCACCGAACAAGAGCACUUGCCGAAUUUGUUUGGUAAACGAGGCAAACUAUGCACUGAACCCCUGUGGACACACUUGCUAUUGCAUCCACUGCGUGCCGAAAUUGAAAGGUCAAUGGAAGUUCACGUGUCCGAUUUGCAAGCAACAUUACACGGAGGGGAUGAGAGUGUUUUGCUAA